Molecule: messenger RNA, 798 nt
Organism: Macrosiphum euphorbiae (potato aphid)
Lineage: Eukaryota; Metazoa; Arthropoda; Insecta; Hemiptera; Aphididae
Source: the annotation of a GenBank genome assembly
AUGGACCAACGAUACACAGUUUCGACAGAGCUGAAUUCAAAGAAAAUAAAUGUCAAAGGUUUUGAGAUAAACUACAUUCAAGUUGGGAACGGACCACAUAAAUUGUUGAUAUUUCCUGGAGUACUGGGUCUAAUUAGUCAAUUUGGACCGCUGACGGAAAACCUCGAUGAUAAAAAAUAUACUAUAUACGUAUGGGAACCUCCAGGUUACGGUUUAAGUCGACCACCGAACAGAGAUUUUUCACCUGGAUAUUUAGAUCGCGAUGCAGAUUUGGCCAUUGCGCUUAUGGAGGCGUUAGGUAUCGAGAGGUAUUCGAUGUUGGGCUGGUGCAACGGCGGGUGCACCGCGAUGAUCGCAGCGUCCAGGGCCGCAGAUCGAGUCAACAGGCUGGUGGUGUGGAGCUGCAACGCUUACGUCACGGCUAAAGACCUCGAAAUCUACGAGACGACACGCGACGUCUAUGGCUGGCCCGAAGUGAGGAGAAUUACGCAAUUCAAAGCGUACGGUGAGAAGUACGUGACGGACACUUGGACCGGAUGGAUAGACUCGUUCCAGAAAAUUCUCGACGAGCACGACGGUGACGUGUGCCGCGGCUCACUGGCCAAGAUAAACGCGCCCACGCUCAUCGUGCACGGUGCAAAAGAUGAAUUCAUACCGGUCGAGCACGGUGUAUAUCUGCAUGAAAACAUAAAGCGAUCGACACUUGAAAUAAUUCCAGAAGGCCGGCAUAUCGUACAUAUUAUGUACCCUGAAAAGUUUGUUUCGAUAGUGGAUAAAUUCCUUUCUUCUAUGCAGUAG